AUGAUUUGGAGAUACCAAGCAUACUCGCACAAAAAAUUGAAGUUCAGCUAUCCAAAGAAGAAGUUCUACUUCAAAGCAGUAAAUCUGCUCUUGUUGAAGUACCCAGCUCUCACCGAUGUCACCGGGACUGGCUAUGAGUCCUGGAUCGUUGCCCUACGAAACAAGUUCAAAAACGAGCGUAGGAAAAUAACUGGUAAUGUGGCCGUCGAUGAGAACCGAUCCAAAUUUGGUGGCGCAACCAGAAAAAGGACUGCAAACAGAGGCUGUGCGGCGCCAGAGACAUUAAGCAGAGGAAAAGUGAAGAGAUGUUUGACAAUGUGCACUUUGCCUGGGGUGGGAGAAGACGCCACCAGCUUGGAGGCACACGAGGUGUGGUUAUGCAACGAGGGGAAAAAGGUGGCACCGAACGAAGAGCAGAUUGAUGUACGAAUGGAUGCCACCGCGAGCAGAAGGCUUCGGAACCUUUCAACGAUGGACGUUCCUUCUGUCAAGGAAACAUAUCCUUACCUUAUGGAUGCCAGGAGGUUCAUCAAAGAUUUUGAAAGACAAAUGAAGAUGGAGCCAAUGCAGGCGAUGGCCCAAGGUAUUGCAAGUGUGAUAAGCCUUGCUACACGCAAGAUUUUGUCGUCGAAGCAAGACCUCCUUCAAGACGUUGAAAACAUCUUGGCACAAGACGCCGAAUGCAAACGAGCGAAACACAACCUGGCAAUGGCAGCCCUGAAAAUCCUGUCCAGCAAUGUGAAAGAAGCGGCGGCAUUCAAGCUGGUGUUUGUGAAGGAAGAUGAAGAAACCAUCCCGGCGACACCGUGCGUCGUUUACAAAGGGGAAAGUGUGGAGGCGGCAGAACAACUGGCCCUCCACAUUGACGGGGUGCAGCUUUUUGGAGUUGUAGAUGCCCAAGAGGGCCUGACUGCGGUCGUGGCUUCAUACUGGCUUUUAGGUAUAUCUUACCACAAGAAGGCGUACAACACCUGUUGCAUGCUGGAGAGGCUCGGUUUGAACACGGUGUUUUCGCCUAUGCGAGCCGUUGCAAUUAAGGUGUUCAAUUAA
This is a messenger RNA of Ixodes scapularis (black-legged tick), 1050 nucleotides long. Its product is annotated as sterile alpha motif domain-containing protein 3-like. Lineage: Eukaryota; Metazoa; Arthropoda; Arachnida; Ixodida; Ixodidae. The record is from RefSeq and is a predicted model, not a curated record. The transcript is spliced from 7 exons. Bases 1 to 1050 code for a protein of 349 amino acids.